Messenger RNA from Bicyclus anynana (squinting bush brown), 2246 nucleotides. RefSeq lists its product as uncharacterized. The record is from RefSeq and is a predicted model, not a curated record. Bases 1 to 1557 code for a protein of 518 amino acids. The transcript has 8 exons. Lineage: Eukaryota; Metazoa; Arthropoda; Insecta; Lepidoptera; Nymphalidae.
AUGUGUAAAUUUCAGUCGCCAGGUCCCGCCCGCGACUGUAUCAAUUAUGAGAAACUAUUCACCACAGAAACGGAGAAAAAGAAGAUUUUACACAGAAUCAAUAGUCGCAGAAAUAAAAUCUCUUCAGGAGAAAUACGCUCUUUGCCAUCUGCGGAGAAUAUGCUAAAAUUGGAAUGGAGUGAUGAAUUGGAAGUUAUAGCGCAGCGAUGGGCAGAUCAGUGUUUUAACAACUUCACUGAUGUAACGAAAUGGUGUCACGACUUGGAAAAUAGUUCCGUGGGUCAGACCAUAGGUACAAUAUACGGAGAUGCGCCUGGCUUAACUGCUGCAUCGAUCGUGGACUUAUGGUACAUGGAGCUACUAAACAUGAAUGCAUCUUACCUGGAAAGAUACUCUCCAUCGACACUAACUUCUUCGGAACACUACGACGAUUUUACACAGCUAAUAUGGGCUGAAUCUUCGCGUGUUGGAUGUGGAGGAGUUAUAUUUAAGGAAAUAAAUACGGAAUCACUUACGGUUCAAAAAAAGACAGUCUAUAGACUAAUUUGCAACUUUUCACCCAGUGGUAAUGUUAUUGGGAAAUCUGUUUACAAUAGCGGCAUACCUUGUUCCCGAUGCCCACAUGGGAGAUAUUGCGACGUGGAGUACCAAUUUUUAUGCUCUUCAUAUGUCCAUAAAGAUGAAACAAACUUUACUGAUGAAUUGAAAUCGACUACAGAAUAUAAAUACUCCUAUGAGCUUACCAAUAUAAAUGGAUUCGUUAAAACUAAUGAAGACCAACUAAAUAAAACUGAAGCUAAAGCAAAUUUAAAGUUAAAUGAAACACAAAACGUAACAACAUCAGAUAUAGUAAACGAUAAUGAUACUUAUUUUGAUUUUCUGUCUCAUUUGUUUGAUAUCUCAUCGACACAUGCAAUAAAUCUAAAACCUACAACUCUUCCAUGCAAGGAUAAUCUGGCAGUUGAUGAUUUUAUAGAAUUAUUGAAGAGCAAAUUGAAAAAUGAUCAAUCUUUAAAAGAUUUGUUAUUAUCAUCGACCACAACAUUGACACCAGAUUCUACAUUUACUGACAGAACUGUUGCUGCUAUUGUUAAUCAACUUUACAGCAAAAAAGAAACAACCACGACGAGUCAACCAACAGAAGACCAGAAUAUAAAUUCAACUUUGCUUGCGGAUUUAGUUGAGGCUGUUAUUUUUAGACAUAGUGGUAUAUACUCGACAACUGAAGAAAAUUUAAAUCUACGUACGCAAAUUAUAUCAAAUGUUAUCCCUAUUAAAAUACAGGCAGAACUUGGUGAAAUACAGUCUAAUACCGAAUUUAGUGGUCAUUAUUUUUUCCCAGAAGAAGAAGAAAAACCUGACUCCAAUACCACUGAAGUAUAUGAUGACUUAGAAAAUUUAAAUAUUUCAGAAAUAUCUUUAGAAAUUGAUGAGCUAACAAAAAAUAGGGAAACAAAAGAUUUUUUAGAAGAAAUUCUUGAAUCAGACUUGAUGACUGAAAGUGGAAUAACGGAUCGCGUUGAUUUGAAUAACAGCAACGGUACUAUUACUUUGUGAAGUUGUAAAGGUAGUAGUGAUUAAUAACAAUAAAUGUUUAAAAAUAAUUUCAGUGAGUAAAAAAUACGAAAAUAAUGAUUUGCAAAAGAAUGGAUUUUAUGCCAAUAAGAAAAUGAAAAGGAGGAAAAGAAGCUUAGAACAUAAUAAUGCAGUGGAGGUGGAUGCUAUUGAUGGUGUCUUUAUAACAUACAACGAUUUACUAAAACAGCUUGCAGCUGAUAUAAGAAUUUUAAAGUUAAAUGAAAAGUUUUUCUGUUCUGAACAUACCAACAGUUCCAAAACUAAAAUACAACUUUAUUAUUAUUUUUUAGUUAUACAUAGUUACACAUGUUACUUUUUAUUUAUACAAUUAAUAAAUAUGUAGUUACAAACAAAUAAUAAAUAUUUUUUUCUGUAUUAAAAAAGUAUAUAAAUAAAGUUAAAAGCCACUAUAAAUAUUAAGAAAAGAUUACAAGAACCUAAUUUGUUAAUACGAUUACAAAAACAUUUAUCGUGAGAAUAUGGUUUUUUAGCAAUUCUCCACGUCUCAAUAAUUUUAUUUACUACGUAAUAGUACAAAUCGCCGUAUGAUAAUAAAUUAGAUUCAUACUUCAUGUGAUUUCCAGAUUCUCUUUUUAGAUUUUUAUUUCUUAUCACUGACGAAUUGUAAUGAUAAUCUUGUCGUUUAGUUCUGUUAUUUAUAUCAUUAC